AUGCAGCAUGAUCCGACUGAUGAGAAAGGAGAAGAACAGGAGUCAUUUCAGGUUGCUUUGCACAGAAUGAAAAUGGAAAUAUACCAUUACACAUCUCCAUUUCUUGUGUUCCAGAAAGUAGUGCGCGAUUUCGAGGAUGGUAUCGGCAAGAUUGGAAUGAAGAUGCAUAGAUACCCACCAAACAUUCGAGAUCUCGGUGACUGGUGCACCGUGCCAAGGAUCGUGGCAAUCGGCCCUUACCAUCAUGGCAGACAACAGCUGAAGGAGGUGGAGCAGGUGAAGCAUGUGGCUGCCUACCACUGCAUCCUGGAAUCCGACCACUCACUCCGGGAGGUCUACGAUGCGGUGGUCUCAGCCGCGCACGAUGCCCGCCACCUCUACAGCAAGGAUGUCAUGGCAGGUAUCGAUGACGGUGACUUCCUGCCCAUGAUGUUCUUUGAUGCUUGCUUCUUGGUGCAGUACAUGUUGUGGCAUACCAAGCGUGGUAAGGAGGAGAUGGAUCCGUCACUGCGCAGAUGGUUUUCCUUGAACCGCAAAGUACUCCGUAAUGACAUCAUGCUUCUUGAGAACCAGCUCCCCUGGGGAGUAGUCAAGGCCGUCAUGAGGUUCAGGCGCGCCUCCUUGACGGGGUUCGUGUCUUCCUUGAGAGGCAUUCUGCAAAACCGCAUGGUUUUCAAAGCGGAAUCUUUCGUCUUGGAUGACAGAUACAAACCACCACAUCUCCUUGGCAUCCUGCGGCACCACAUUGUAGGAAGUAGAGACACCGAGAAGCCCGAUGUUGGUAACAUCGAUGGACUAUCACUUUCUGUUAGUGCCAUCGAGCUUGCCGAAAUCGGCAUCAAGCUCAGAGCCAAUGAGACAACAGAGGUCAUUAACAUGGGCCUCAACAAGAAAUUGUUCUUCGCCGAGCUCUCGCUGUCGCCGCUGUCUCUCAAUCAGGCGCGCGCAAUCCGGCUUGUCAACAUGGCAGCUCUCGAGCUAUGCAUGAAACAUUCUAAACAAGAAGACUCCGCUGUCUGCUCAUACCUUCACCUCCUCUCCAUGUUGGUGCAUAGGGAGGAGGACGUGCAGGAGCUGCGAGCAAGGGGUAUCCUGCAAGGAGCAGGGCUCACCAAUAAGGAGGCGCUCAACUUCUUCACAAGCUUUCAGAGUGUCCACGGAUCCUACAGUGCCAUCGUCAUGAUACAGAUUGAGAGCUACAAGAUCGACAGGCGGAUCCGGACCAACGUGUAUGCGUUUCUUUACAAGAACAAGAAAGUAAUCUUCAUGGUCUUAUCCACCAUUGUUGCAGUUGUCAGUAUCUUUGGUACACUUAUCGGCAUCUUACUAAAACUCAAUUAG
Setaria italica (foxtail millet) is the source of this 1341-nucleotide messenger RNA. RefSeq names its product UPF0481 protein At3g47200. The transcript has a single exon. The coding region runs from base 1 to 1341 and encodes 446 amino acids. The record is from RefSeq and is a predicted model, not a curated record. NCBI's taxonomy places the organism in Eukaryota, Viridiplantae, Streptophyta, Magnoliopsida, Poales, Poaceae.